ACGGAUGAAAGAAGAAGAAGAAGAAGAGAGCGUGACGGGGAAAUGAGGAAGUAGCGUUCUGUCUGAUCCUGCUGUCUGUAGAAGCUCUUUAUUUCUAUUUCCCCCAACACUGUUUAGAGUCCAGAAUGUCUAAGAAUACAGUUUCUGACCGCUUUAGGAAAGUAGACGUUGAUGAAUACGAUGAGAACAAGUUUGUGGAUGAAGAAGACGGAGGAGAAAACCAGGGAGGUCCCGACGAGGCGGAGGUGGACUCUCUUCUCAGACAGGGGAACAUGAAUGGAGCUCUUCAUGCUGUGUUAAAGAACCCGCCAAUCAACUCCAAGAACCAGAAUGCCAAGGAGCGAGCGGAGCUGCUGGUGGUCAGAGUGCUGAGCAGCUUUAAGAGCAGCGACAUAGAGAAGGCUGUCGGCUCUCUGGACAAAGCUGGAGUCGACCUGCUAAUGAAAUACAUCUACAGAGGCUUUGAGAAACCUUCUGACAACAGCAGCGCCGUCCUGCUGCAGUGGCAUGAAAAGGCUCUGGCAGUGGGAGGAGUCGGCUCCAUCGUCCGUGUCCUGACCGCCAGAAAGACGGUCUGAUGAUCCAGAACCUUCAGAGUCCAGUCAGUUCUGGUUCUGGACAUUUAUUUUCUACUGUAGCUCAGUGUCUUCCUCCGAUCUUCCCUCUGGAUUCAGAAGUUCCUGCAGGAAGGUGCCGGCACCUCCUUCUGCUUCACUCUGAGGCAAAGCAAAACAAACAGAAGUGCUUUCAGCUUCAGCUUUCCUCCUCCUCUUACUCUCCUCCUCUUCUCUGACUCCUCGCAUCCCUCCUCCUUCCCCUGACUCCUCCAGUUUGUAAAAUGAGGGUGGAUUGUCAUUGGGACCAUAUAUCGCCAGGCGAUCAGCCGGAUUGUUUGGUGAGAACGACCCUUUUAAACAUGAGGGUGGAACAAACCAAUCAGAGUGGGUUUGCAGAUAAACUUAAAAAAUGUUCCAACUGGAUAAAACAUGUGAUGUGUGGCCUUUAUUUAUGUUUUUUUACUGCUUAUUUUCAAAGUUUGGUGAUAGGGAAGAGGGAUAUUAAGAGGAAUAAGUGUGAACGUUUGUAUGUUUGCAGCUCUUUUUGUGUGUGUGUGUGUGUGUGUGUUGCCAGAGACCUCACAGAUGUCUGCAGAUCUGUUAAAGAUUUCACUUUUUGUAAUAAACCUUUUUUAUUACUCAUCA
Molecule: messenger RNA, 1202 nt
Organism: Melanotaenia boesemani (Boeseman's rainbowfish)
Lineage: Eukaryota; Metazoa; Chordata; Actinopteri; Atheriniformes; Melanotaeniidae
Product: actin-related protein 2/3 complex subunit 5-A-like
Exons: 4
Coding region: 126-578 (150 amino acids)
Biological process (GO): Arp2/3 complex-mediated actin nucleation; regulation of actin filament polymerization; cell migration
Cellular component (GO): Arp2/3 protein complex; actin cytoskeleton; cytoplasm
Molecular function (GO): actin filament binding
Source: RefSeq, a predicted model, not a curated record